AUGAACUUUCGCGUCGAUCUCGACAUCUUCCGCGGUCCUUUGGACCUGCUGCUUUACCUGGUGCGAAAGCACGAGUUGGAGAUCGUCGAUAUCCCGAUCGCGCUCAUCACCGACCAGUAUCUCGAGCAUCUCGAGGUGCUUGAGUUCCUCGACGUGAACGCUGUGGGCGACUUUCUGGCCAUGGCUAGCAUGCUGGUCGAGAUCAAGUCGAAGUCGUUGCUACCGCGGGACGACGAGGAAGAAGACCAGCCGCUGGAAGAUCCCCGCAAGGAACUGGUGCGGCAACUGCUGGAAUACAAGAAGUUCAAAGACGCGGCCAGCAUCCUGGAAGACCGCAGCCGGAGCUGGCAGGAACGCUUUCCCCGGCUGGAAAACGACCUGCCACCGCGCGAGCGGAACCUGGCCGACGAGCCGAUCCACGACAUCGAACUGUGGGACUUGGUUAGUGCCCUGGGGCGGAUGGCUCGUGAAAGCAAGGUCUCCAAGACUUCGAGCAUUGUCUACGACGACACGCCCAUUCACGUGUACAUGGAGCGGAUUCACGGUCGACUGCUGAAAGAAGGCCGCGUGGCGCUGGCCGACUUGAUCACGAUGCCGGCCCAUCGUUCGACCAUUAUCAGCCUCGUGUUGGCCAUCCUCGAACUCACCCGCCAUCACGGUGUUCGAGCCGAGCAGAACGACCUGUUCGGCGAGAUCUGGGUCUUCCCGGGUGAGCAUAUGUCGAAGACCCUCAGUGUCACCCAGCUCGAUACCUACGAACAUGGCAGCAUCGAGGAUGAUGACGAGACUUCAGCAGCUCAAGCAGAAGCCGAAGAGGCGAAGCCGGAGGAGUGA
Cladocopium goreaui is the source of this 834-nucleotide messenger RNA. The record is from the annotation of a GenBank genome assembly. NCBI's taxonomy places the organism in Eukaryota, Dinophyceae, Suessiales, Symbiodiniaceae.